UCUUCUCCAUUAGGGUUUCUCCAUCCUUCUCCCUCUUUCUCUCACUAAAAUACCCAAAUUGACAACUUGCUACUUUCUUCUUCGCUCCUCCAUCUCCAAUUUUGAAUUUUCAGUCGCUGGACCGAGCCAAGGAACCCUAAUUUCAGUUCUCAAUUUCAAUUUGGUGUAGUGAGAUUAUAUUAUAUAGAUUGAGUGAAAGAGAGAAAGGGGAGUUGAAAUUAGUCAAUGUGAGAAUGCCCGCUACGGAUUACCAAGGUUCAGCAACUGGGUUCGCUAGUAUUGGCCGCUCCAUGGACGGCGGCGGUAGUCACCAUGGUUCCACUGCGCUUGAGAUCGAGCUCGAAGCUUUUCAGAGGCAAGUUGCUGAUCGUUUUCUCGAUUUGUGCUCUUCUUGUUCGUCGGCGGCGGCGGUGGUUGGGUCUGAGGAACUUCUUUCUGUUCAAUGGAUUCGGAAACUUCUGGAUGCUUUCCUCUGUUGCCAAGAGGAGUUCAGGGCUAUUUUGUUCAAUCACAGGUCGAUGGUGCUCAGACCGCCGUUGGAUCGGAUGGUUUCCGACUACUUUGAGCGGAGCGUGAAGGCACUCGACGUUUGUAAUGCCGUUAGAGAUGGGAUUGAGCAGAUCAGACAAUGGCAGAAGCUAUUGGAGAUCGUUCUCAUCGCCUUGGACGGUCACCGGAGCCUCGGGGAAGGUCAAUUCCGCCGCGCUAAGAAGGCUCUUAUCGAUUUGGCGAUUGGUAUGCUCGACGAGAAGGAUUCGGGCUCAACUCUUGCUCACCGGAACCGCUCUUUUGGCCGGAGCAACUUCUCCCGGGAUCACCACCGUCAAUUGGGUCAUUUCCGAUCGUUGUCGUGGAGCGUCUCGCGGUCUUGGUCCGCCGCCCGACAGCUCCAGGCGAUUGCAAACAACGUGAGCGCACCGAGAGCCAAUGAAGUCGUCGCCACUGGGGGGCUAGCCGUAGCCGUUUUCACUAUCAAUUCAGUUUUGUUGUUCGUAAUGUGGGCUUUGGUUGCAGCUAUUCCGUGCCAGGACCGGGGCCUCCAGGUCCAUUUUCCUGUUGUCCACCGGAACCUGCCGUGGUCCGGGCCGAUGACUUCGCUUCACGAGCGGAUCCUUGAGGAGUCCAAGAGGCGGGACCGGAAGAACGCUUGUGGGCUGUUGAAGGAGAUUCAUCAGAUUGAGAAAUGCUCCCGGGUUAUGAGCGAGUUAACCGAUUCGGUUCAGUUCCCAUUAACGGAGGAGAAAGAAGCAGAGGUGAGGCAAAGAGUUCAAGAGCUUUCUCAAGUGUGUGGUGCCUUAAAGAAUGGAUUGGACCCUUUGGAGCGCCAAGUCAGGGAAGUGUUUCAUAGAAUUGUUCGGAGCCGUACAGAAGGGCUUGACUCUUUGGGAAGAGCCAACUAUUCCGAAUAGCUUUGUUUGUUUUUAUAUCUCAGUUGGUGGGUAAUUCGACGAUUUUAUAGUCAGAUUUGGCAUUGAGAACAGAAAGAAUUGAAAUAUGAAGAAGACGAAGAAGAAGGAAGAGGAAUCAGAAGAACGAGUUACCAUCAAUAAAAGGAAAAGAAAAAGUAAAAAGUGUAAGAGGAAAAAUGUUUCUUUGUAUUUAUUCACCAUAUAUUGCUGUAAAGAAAUUUAGGAGUAUGCUAAUGGACCUUACCCAAGUCCAUAGCUGCUGUUUUUUUAGUUGAUCAUGCUGGCUUUUGUAUAAUCAAUCAUCUGGGUCUUGUGCUUCUUCCUGCCAAAUCUGAUUUUUAUGUGAAUUAUAUGAUUAUAUGUAGUGUUCUUUGGCUCA
Molecule: messenger RNA, 1788 nt
Organism: Humulus lupulus (European hop)
Lineage: Eukaryota; Viridiplantae; Streptophyta; Magnoliopsida; Rosales; Cannabaceae
Product: protein BYPASS1-LIKE-like
Exons: 1
Coding region: 234-1409 (391 amino acids)
Source: RefSeq, a predicted model, not a curated record